UCUUUUUCCAGGCGAUCAACAACGAUCAGUGUGCACGGAUCCGGGCCACCCGGGCCUUCCCUUGCCCCCGAAGUCGAUGCGAGGAAACUCUUCCUUCGAGGUCAGCGGUCGUCCCUUGCCUGCAUCGAGCAAGUCCGCGCGCUCGAUACCGGCAAAACGCGGGCUUAUAGCUGGGCUAGUACUCUCUCUCUCUCUUUCUCAUCUCCGUCCUACACGCUGCCCGAUAAUCCUUCGAUGGGCGGGGGCGGGGGCAUCGUUAACGAUUCUUCGGGGGAAUAGAUAACGCAAGAAACUCCUUGAAAGUCGGCUCGGAUGUGGAUGGGGGCUCAAACGCAGUCCUGCGCGUCGAAGAAGGGAGGGGGUUGCCCGUGUUCAAUGGCCUUGGUGCUUCCUUGGGCCAGACGGUCGGUGCUGCCACACGACCGCGACGGCAGUGUACCACUGCCAUACCACAUAAGUACAUAAGGGCCUCCAGGAGACGCGGCCCCGCUCACGUCGGCGUUGUUGUUGAAGAAAAGGCGCGAGACCAGAGCCCAGUGUCGCGUCGAUUGUGGAGGCGCAUCGUGUGGCGCUCGCGGAGUCCGCUGGAACGGUCUUAUCGCAUUGUCCGACUCGCGACGCGACCACACCGGCGAUCCCUCAAAAAAAGCCCACUAAGAAGAUCCGCCCCUUCGCAUGCGCAGUACAAGUCUGAGAGAGAUAACUCAGAGACAGAUGGCACCAAGAGGGAGGGAUGGAGGGAGCGGUGCGCCCAGCGCCAGCGGACAUAUACCCCGAACGGGUAAGAAGGCCCGUCGAAAGGGUAAGGGUCCAAGGGGACCGGGACCAACUGACCAUGCCGGCGUUCAAAACGCGUCGCACACGCACGGACACAGGCACAGCACCGUCGCGAAGGUGUAGAGGGAAAGGAAGGAAGGAAGGAAGGGGGAGAGAGGGGCGCCGCUCUCGUAAAG
This is a messenger RNA of Punctularia strigosozonata HHB-11173 SS5, 953 nucleotides long. RefSeq lists its product as uncharacterized. The record is from RefSeq and is a predicted model, not a curated record. NCBI's taxonomy places the organism in Eukaryota, Fungi, Basidiomycota, Agaricomycetes, Corticiales, Punctulariaceae. Bases 715 to 900 code for a protein of 61 amino acids. The transcript is spliced from 2 exons.